GAAUCAGUAAAGGAAAGAAAUAUAAAUCAAUUGAAGAGAAAAAAAAGUCUCUAAAAUCCAAAGCAUGCAGUUUUUCACAGAAUUGCUUGAACUGAAUCAGAAGAAUGACCAAAACAAAAAAGACAUCAAUGAUUUUGGAAAGCUUUGAUGAAAUCAAUGAUCACAACCGUUCCUGUGUUGAAGAUUAUGAGACUAAACAGGACUUCCUAUUCCUCAUUAAUUACGGGAAUAUGCCACUCCUUCAAUAAAUCUCUCACUGUUUUUUCUUUCUUUCUGUCCCCAAUAAAUAAAACUCUCCUUCGGUCUCAACUGAAACCCCCAAAGAAAAAUCUAAAAAAAAAAAUAUCCCCUGUUCUCCGCGCUCUCUGCAAAACUUUCCCGAGAAAAACCCCAAUUUUCCCAGGAAGAAAAAUCGUAUUUUUUUUUCAUGGGAAAAAAACGGAAUAAGGUGGAAGAAGCUCUGCCGGACAACCUGCGGUGCAGCCGCACCGACGGUCGGCAAUGGCGGUGCCGGCGGCGCGUGAUGGACAACCUCAAACUCUGCGAGCUUCACUACCUUCAAGGGCGCCACCGCCAGUACAAGCAGAAGGUUCCGGAGUCACUGAAGCUUCAGAGAACAACGAGCACCAAGACGGAGGGGCAAAACAGCACCACUUCCCAAAACGACCCCGUUUUGAAGAGCACUGAAAUUAGGGCGAGGAUUUCAAAGUUGAUGAUGCUCAGGAGGAAGAAGAGGAAAUUAUCCGGGGGUUCAGAGGGUGGUCCGAUUAAGAGGAAGAGUAAGAAGAAGAAGAAGAAGGAGAAGCGUGAUGCGCAUUUGGAACUGCUAAGGAUGGUUCUGCAGAGAGAGGUUGAGAAGAGCAAAGGGAAGAAGAAGGAUCAGAGUGAGAAUGGGAAUGUGGAGGAGGAUUUGGAGCUGCACCAUUACUAUGAUGAGGGUGAGCUCAGGAGGGAAUUGCCCAAUGGUGUUAUGGAGAUUGCUCCUGCUGCUUCAACCCCACAUGAUUACACCAAUGUGGGUUCCCAUUUUGAUGUCAAAGUUGGAAUCUUUGAUCAUGGCAGAGCUCUUACACCCCGUUACUUCAGGUCCAAGAAUGUUGAGAGAGACCCUGUUGGCAAGUUGCAGGUUGUGCCUUAUGGAGUGAACUUGAAGAAGGGUAAGAGGAAGAAGUGCCAUUGGUGCCAGAGAAGUGAUUCCUGGAAUCUGAUAAAGUGUUCUCGCUGCCAGAAAGAGUUUUUCUGCAUGAAUUGCAUUAAAGAAAGGUAUUUUGACACCCAAAAUGAAGUUAAGAUGGCAUGUCCAGUGUGUAGAGGAACUUGCACUUGUAAAGAUUGCUUGGCUAUUCAACGUAAAGACAGAGAAAGUAAGGAAUAUUUAGCUGGUAGAAGCAGAGUUGAUAGAAUAUUGCAUUUUCAUUAUUCAAUCUGUAUGCUGCUUCCUGUACUGAAACAAAUAAGUGAAGAUCAGCAUAUUGAGCUGGAAACAGAAGCGAAAAUCAAAGGGAAAACAAUCACUGAUAUUCUCGUCAAGCAGGUUGAAUUCGGCCGCAAUGAGAAGAAUUACUGCAAUCACUGCAAAACACCCAUCCUGGAUCUUCAUAGAAGCUGCCUUAGUUGUUCCUAUAGCCUUUGCUUAAGUUGUUGUCAGGAAUUAAGACAAGGAAGAACUUCUGAAGAAGUUAGCUCUUAUUUGUCCAAGCUACCUGAUGAAAUACACAGUUGUACUGCUGGUGAAAACCACCUUUUGGAUGAUAAGGCCAUUUUACACGAAAACUCAACUGGCUCUUCAACAUUGCCUGAAUCGUCAGGGUUUGAUGGUACCUAUGGUGUGUCAUGUCCAUCUACAGAGUUAGGUGGUUGUGGCGAUAGCCAUCUUGAUUUGAGAUGUCUUUUUCCCUUAAGCUGGAUUAAAGAGAUGGAAGUAAUGGCAGACGAAAUAGUUUGCAGUUAUGAAUUUCCUGAAAUUUUGGAUAAAAGUUCAUCCUGCUUACUGUGUAUUGACAGAGAUCAGCAGCUGCAAAAGGCAGCUCAAAGAGAAGAUUCUAAUGAUAAUUGUUUGUUUUAUCCUACGAUUUUGGACAUUACUAGUGAUCAUUUUGAACACUUUCAGAAACACUGGGGGAAGGGCCAUCCUGUAAUAGUGCAAGAUGCACUCAAGAGUACUUCAAACCUCAGUUGGGAUCCACUCAUCUUGUUCUGUGCUUAUCUUGAGAGGAGCAUUACAAGAUAUGAGAAUAAUAAGGACUUACUUGAAGCUUGUUUGGAUUGGUGUGAGGUGGAAAUCAACAUUAGGCAGUAUUUUACUGGGUCCCUUAAAAGUCAGCCCCAGAGGAAUGCUUGGCAUGAGAUGUUGAAAAUAAAAGGCUGGUUGUCUUCCCAGCUAUUCAAAGAAGAGUUUCCAGCUCAUUUUGCUGCAAUAAUUGAUGCCAUACCAAUUCAAGAAUACAUGAAUCCCAUGUCUGGUUUCCUUAACAUGGCUGUAAAUUUGCCACAGGGGACUACAAAACAUGACAUGGGACCAUAUAUCUAUAUCUCAUACGGCUGCGCUGAUGAAGAAACUGAUUCUGUGACCAAACUAUGUUACGACUCAUAUGAUUUGGUUAACAUUAUGGCACAUACCACAGAUGUCCCUCUGUCUGCAGAACACCUUACUAAAAUACGCAGAUUAUUGAAAAAGCACAAAGCUUUAUGUCGAAGGGAGUCUUCCAAAAUUACUGCUGAGCAUGCUGAAGACACAGAACAAAAUGGACAUCAAGGUGUGGUAAGAGAAGGGAUGGACUUUUUCAGGAGAGUCAAUAGAAUAUCUUCUAUCCCCACUGAAGCCAGAACGAAAACUAGUCACAGUUUAGACACCGAUACCUCUGGGAGUGGAGAAUGUGAUUUAGUUUCUGAUGCUGGAAAAGCGCAAAGUUCUUCACCUAUCCACAAGACAGUUAAAAGCACUGAAAUGUCUCCAGACCAUGAUAAUACUAGAAGAACCUUAGAAAAUCCGAACGGUGAUAAAAGCAAGUUUACUGAGGAUUCGGGUGCUCAGUGGGAUGUCUUUCGGAGAGAAGAUGUACCAAAGCUCUUGGAAUACCUCAAAAGGCAUCAUGAUGAAUUUUCUUAUAGCCAUGAAUACCAAGAGGAGAUGGUUCAUCCAAUUCUUGAUCAGAGCUUCUAUCUCAACAAUUUUCACAAAAUGAGACUUAAGGAGGAAUUUGAAAUUGAACCAUGGACAUUUGAGCAACAUGUUGGAGAAGCUGUUAUCAUUCCUACUGGAUGUCCAUACCAAAUUCGGAAUCCUAAGUGUUCUGUUCAUGUGGUAUUGGAGUUUGUUUCCCCUGAGAACGUUUCUGAAAGCAUCCAAUUGAUCGAUGAGGUUCGUCUGCUUCCAAAAGACCAUAUAGCAAAAGUAGACAAGCUUGAGGUGAAGAAGAUGGCUCUCUAUAGCAUGAAUACAGCAAUUAAAGAAAUACGUGACUUUACAAGCAAAGCUUGAUCACUCCCUUCUCAAUCACCAGUUCAACAACCUCUUGUACAGAUUAAUUGUCAUCUUGUGUAGAUUUAGUUAGGAGUUUAAUUCAUUAGUUUCAGCUUAUUUUCUGACAUUCAUGCUUCUCAUGAAUCUGAAAUAAAAUUAAAAGAAUUCAAGGGCUGCUUAGAUUUCUUACCCAUGCAAUAGCAGGGCUUAUCUUAAACGAUGCACGGAAUAAAAUUAUGCUUAUUGCUGUUUA
Molecule: messenger RNA, 3716 nt
Organism: Arachis duranensis
Lineage: Eukaryota; Viridiplantae; Streptophyta; Magnoliopsida; Fabales; Fabaceae
Product: lysine-specific demethylase JMJ28
Exons: 12
Coding region: 428-3481 (1017 amino acids)
Biological process (GO): regulation of transcription by RNA polymerase II
Cellular component (GO): chromatin; histone deacetylase complex
Molecular function (GO): transcription coregulator activity; chromatin DNA binding; histone H3K9 demethylase activity
Source: RefSeq, a predicted model, not a curated record